UAGCAUCUAGCUUGGCCUGGAGAAGACGCGGUUCUGGGCUCCCCUGCGCUGAGCCGGUAGCGGGAGGGGGCGAGGCGUGACCCAAACCCUAAAUUCGUGGGGGCGUGGUGGGGCAUCAGAACUCGAACUGCAGGGGUCUCAGCCCAGGUGACCAACGCCUGACCCGAGCGCCCGAAACAGGGGGCGGAGAGAGUGACUGGCGGCCCUCGCAGCCAAUGGGAGCCCGGAGCUACGUAGGCCAGCCCCGUUCCAGCAGCUAGGCGGAGCGUGGGCGGGGUUCCCCGGACGCUGCAAGAGCUCGCGCCCGCGCCCACCGGCUGGCGAGGCCGGCGGCCGCCGCACCAGCAAGCAGGCCUGGAGCGCACACUGCUGUGAGGCAACGGAGGUGGGGGGCUCCCAGUCCCUGAGACCCCAGUCCCGCACGGAAGGCUCAUGGAGCCCGGGGCACGCGGGGCCCUUUGCUCCAGGGCUAGCAGAUUCUUUCUGGACCUGUAGGGCGCCGCCCCAGUCUAGCCACAAUGGCGCACAGUUUUGCGGUGGGCUUCGACCCACUGGGCCUUGGAGACCUAAGCUCGGGCUCUCUGAGCUCCCUCUCCUCCCGAGGCCACCUGGGCAGCGACUCGGGCUCCGCAACGCGAUACCUGCUGAGGAAGCAGCAGCAGCGGCUGUUGAAUGGGCCCCCCCGCGGAAUCCGAGCCUCAUCGCCCAUGGGCCGUGUCAUCCUCAUCAACUCUCCCAUCGAAGCCAACAGUGAUGAGAGCGACAUCAUCCAUGCAGUCCGGGUGGAGAAGAGUCCAGCAGGGAGACUGGGUUUCAGUGUGCGGGGCGGCUCGGAGCAUGGCCUGGGCAUCUUCGUCAGCAAGGUGGAGGAGGGGAGCAGUGCAGAGCGGGCUGGCCUGUGCGUGGGGGACAAGAUCACGGAGGUGAAUGGGCUGAGCCUGGAGAGCACCACCAUGGGCAGCGCCGUGAAGGUGCUGACUGGCAGCAGCCGCCUGCACAUGAUGGUGAGGCGCAUGGGCCGAGUGCCGGGCAUCAAAUUCUCCAAAGAGAAGACCACGUGGGUGGAUGUGGUGAACCGGCGGCUGGUGGUGGAGAAGGGCCGAUCAACGCCGUCUGACAGCGGCUCGGAGGAUGGCGUGCGGCGCAUCGUCCACCUGUACACCACGUCAGACGACUUCUGUCUGGGCUUCAACAUCCGCGGGGGCAAGGAGUUCGGCCUGGGCAUCUAUGUGUCCAAAGUGGACCACGGUGGGCUGGCCGAGGAGAAUGGCAUCAAGGUGGGGGACCAGGUCCUGGCGGCCAACGGCGUCAGGUUCGACGACAUCAGCCACAGCCAGGCCGUGGAGGUGCUGAAGGGCCAAACACACAUCAUGCUGACCAUCAAGGAGACUGGCCGGUACCCUGCCUACAAAGAGAUGGUUUCUGAGUACUGUUGGCUGGACCGAUUGAGCAACGGGGUGCUACAGCAGCUGUCCCCGGCCUCUGAGAGCAGCUCCAGCGUCUCCUCCUAUGCCUCCAGUGCCCCCUACAGCUCGGCCGAGGGCUCGGGCUCCCUGCCCUCCGACCGCAUGGAUGUCUGCCUGGGGCCUGAGGAGCCGGGUGGUCGGGGGCCAGGCUGGGGGCGGGCGGACACAGCCAUGCAGACGGAGCCCGAUGUGGGGGGCCGCGUGGAGACCUGGUGCAGCGUGAGGCCCACCGUCAUCCUCAGGGACACAGCCAUCCGCUCCGAUGGGCCCCGGCCUGCCCGCCGCCUCGAUUCUGCACUCUCGGAGUCCCCCAAGACUGCCCUGUUGCUGGCCCUGAGCCGACCCCGGCCCCCCAUCACAAGAUCCCAGAGCCACCUGACCUUGUGGGAGGAGAAGAGGCAGAGGAAGAAGGAGAAGUUGGGGUCUCCUGGGGAGAAGGGAGCCCUGCAGCGCUCCAAGACACUGAUGAACCUCUUCUUCAAGGGAGGGCGGCAGGGGCGGCUGGCAGGGGACGGGCACAGAGAGGCCUGGACGCUGGACAGAGGGACCCCGGCCAAGCCCCGCCCUCGCCUGGACCCGGAGAAAGGGGCAGUGGGGCCCGUGCAGAAGUUUGUCACAUGGAGACUGAGACGCGAGCGGGAGAGGGGCCGGGCCCUGCUCUCUGCCAGGUCUGGGAGCCCCUCUGGCCAGCUGCCUGAUGUGGAUGAGCGGGUGCAAGCCUGGGAGAGCCGACGGCCCCUAAUUCAGGACCUGGCCCGACGGCUGCUGACUGACGACGAGGUGCUGGCAGUCACCCGCCACUGCUCCCGGUAUGUGCACGAGGGCGGUGUAGAGGACCUGGUGAGGCCCCUGCUGGCCAUUCUGGACAGGCCUGCAAAGUUGCUGCUACUGAGGGACAUCAGGAGUGUGGUGGCCCCCACGGACCUGGGCCGCUUUGACAGCAUGGUGAUGCCCGUGGAGCUGGAGGCUUUUGAGGCCCUUAAGAGCCGGGCAGUGUGGCCUCCUGCCUUGAGACCAGCCCAGCAAGACGCACCUCCCAAGCGUCACCUCAUCACGCCCGUGCCUGAUAGCCGUGGAGGUUUCUAUCUGCUGCCUGUGAACGGCUUCUCAGAGGAGGAAGAUGGUGGGGAACUGAGGGAGCGGCUGGGGGGCCUCCAGCUCUCCCUGGGGGCCUCUGCUCCCCGCCACCCUCAUAAAGGGAUCCCCCCUCUCCAAGACGUGCCGGUAGAUGCCUUCACCCCACACCGAAGCACCCGCACCCCCCCUCCGCAACCACCCCCCGUGGCUCCCAGGCCCCCAAGGCCUAACUGGCUGCUGACAGAACCCCCGACCCUGGAGGACCCGCGGCAGAGCCAGAUCCAGGGCCCUGCCCGGAGCCGCAGCCGCAGCCGCAGCCGCAGCCGCAGCCGCAGCCGGGGCCGAGGCAAGUCCCCAGGACGCAGGCGCUCCCCGUCUCCAGCACCUAUCUCCACCCAGAGCAUGGCCAACGGGCGCUACCACAAGCCUCGGAAGGCCAGGCCACCUCUGCCUCGACCUCUGGAUGGGCAGGCAGCCAAGGCGGGAGGCCACCAAGGCCCCUCUGAGAAUGGAACUGGUGGGACAGCCGAGGAGACAGCCACGAAGACCCCUGGUGGGGAGCUGAGGACAGUCACGUUGUCCAAGAUGAAGCAGUCCUUGGGCAUCAGCAUUUCUGGGGGCAUUGAGUCCAAGGUGCAGCCCAUGGUGAAGAUAGAAAAGAUCUUCCCUGGGGGGGCUGCCUUCGUCAGUGGGGCCCUGCAGGCUGGCUUCGAGCUUGUGGCAGUGGAUGGAGAGAGCCUGGAGCAGGUGACCCACCAGCGAGCAGUAGAUACCAUCCGCCGAGCUUAUCGAAACAAGGCUCGGGAGCCCAUGGAGCUUGUGGUCAGGGUCCCUGGGCCCAGCCCACAACCCUUACCCCCCGAGUCGUCAGCCCUCACCGAUCAGUGCCUUCCUGCUGACCAUUCCCCUGCCCGCUGACCCCCUCCUGGUACUCAUUCCUUCCCACUGCCUCCCAGAACCUCCCAUAAAUGCUCUUCCCACCAAUUCCCAGAUCCCUCCCACUGAUGCCAGUCUCCUCCAGCGGACCGCCAGCCCAGUCCCUUCUCCGACCCCUCUGGACUCCUGACACUAACCCCAGACUCUCUCCACCUAUGCCAGGACUCUUCCCACUGACCUCAGAUCCUCCCGCUGCCUCCCAGGACCCUCCUGCUGUCUCCCAGACCUCCCCUCCUACCCUCCUCUCGGGAUUCAGGAACCUCUCACUGCUCCUCGACUUGCCUCCUCCCAGAGCUCCACACUGCUGGCGCAGACCUCCCCACUUUCUUCCCUCCCCCGCUGUCACUAAGGCUCUGCCCUUUCCAGAUAAACUUGGUGUCAAGGACAAGGUGCUGCGGGGUAGGCUGUGUCACCCGCGCACUGCCCCCAACCUCCCACGACUGGGAGAGGUUGGGAGAAAGCCAAGGUCUGGAGCUUGGGAUUGGCGGGCCCUUUCUCAUGAGGCCUCCUUUAAUGCCCCCAAGCACUGAGGAACAUGGACUCUCAGGGCCCGGAGGGGUCAUUGCAUCUGUCCCCCAGCCCCAAGCAGUGUUCUGUGCAAGGGAUAGGAUGGAAAGCUUUUCUAGUUUCUCAAAUCCUGGGAGACCGUUUCAUGUGGUGGUCCGCUAGGAUCUCACACUUUCCACUGGAUUUGUCCAUCCCCCAUCACCCUCUCUCUCCCCAAGACCUCCACGAGGGGUCAGAAAGAGG
Molecule: messenger RNA, 4229 nt
Organism: Acinonyx jubatus (cheetah)
Lineage: Eukaryota; Metazoa; Chordata; Mammalia; Carnivora; Felidae
Gene: PDZD7
Product: PDZ domain containing 7
Exons: 17
Coding region: 519-3461 (980 amino acids)
Biological process (GO): auditory receptor cell stereocilium organization; sensory perception of sound
Cellular component (GO): plasma membrane; stereocilia ankle link complex; cilium
Molecular function (GO): protein binding
Source: RefSeq, a predicted model, not a curated record